AUGUGCGUCGGUCGCGACGAGCCCAAGGCUUGCAGAUCCGCAAGACGCGAGAUAUCGACUGUGGUCUGGUUGCCUGCGCACUCAGUCAUCAACCCGCCCGCGAUCACUCACCCGCGGCUGGGUGAAACAGGGGAAGGAGGGGGAAACCAUGCGCCGCCGUGCAUACUCAGCCCCUGUGGUCCUCUUGACGUCGAUACGGUGCCGUCAGCGGCACGAAAGGCCUCACUUCCGCGCCUCAAAACGCACCCCCGGUGUGUCGGUGUAUCUGUAUCUGGGACACCGCGCAGUAGCAAGUUGCAAACCGCUAUGCCGGGUACGGUGCAGGAUCAGAAGUCUCCUGAGGGCCCGGCCGCACACGGUAGUGCCCUGCUCCCUGCAUCUUCGUACAUGGAUGCCAUACCAGUAUCGGCGACGGAAGCAGAUCCACAGGGUUCAGCCACUCUUCAGGGAAGCAGCAGGGCGGAACACGACAUACACGACACUCGACUCAGGGACUAG
Molecule: messenger RNA, 498 nt
Organism: Heterobasidion irregulare TC 32-1
Lineage: Eukaryota; Fungi; Basidiomycota; Agaricomycetes; Russulales; Bondarzewiaceae
Exons: 2
Coding region: 1-498 (165 amino acids)
Source: RefSeq, a predicted model, not a curated record